Messenger RNA from Rotaria sp. Silwood2, 522 nucleotides. NCBI's taxonomy places the organism in Eukaryota, Metazoa, Rotifera, Eurotatoria, Philodinida, Philodinidae. The record is from the annotation of a GenBank genome assembly.
AUGACGUUAGUAACAACAGAAAAUUACCCUACAGCAAUCAAAAGUGUUCCUAUUAAAAUUGUGAAACGAAAAUUUAUUCCGGAUUGCUUUGCUUUAGUUGUUCGGUAUGUUCCAUGUGAAUUAGAUCUCGAAUUCGUUAAAGAAGAAAUUAAACGUACUAUUGCAUCAGCCGAUAAUAGAAAACAAAUCGAUUACACGUACGAACGGAAGUCUAAUGAUUUCCCUUUUACAGUAACGGAUUUAACAGAAUGUAAUACAGCUCGUGAACUUGGUCGUAUUUCGAUUGGCAAUCACUGGCUAUCCAUCACACCUUUUUUAUCUGGGAAUCGUAUGACAUAUUAUACCCGAUGUUGGAUAAUUGGUCACCUGCGUGAACAAUGUAAAAAUAAUGUACAACGUUGUCGAGUAUGUCUACAAGAAAUAAAACAGAAGGAAGAACAUGUAUGCAACAACGUUCCAAAAUGUGCUCAAUGUGAUGGCGAACAUUAUUCACUAAAUUGUCAAUGUCACAUUAUUCAAUAA